AUGCCGCCCGUCCCCGCGGGUGCACGCGUCGAGGUGCACGGCCUCUCGGCCAAGCCGGAGCACAACGGCAAGCUCGGGCGUGCCGUCUCGUAUGAUCAUAACAGGGAGCGAGUCGGCGUCCACCUCGACUCUGGUGAUCGGCUGUUGCUGCGCGUGGCCAACCUGCGGCUGACACAAGACGAGCUUCCUGCGCACAAGGAGAAGGCCGUGUUUGCCCAGAUGUUCUCCAAACCCGGCGCGCUGUCCUCAGAGGCGGACGGGUCUGCUGCCGAGCCGACAGCACCUCCACCGCCUGCGCCGCCUCGCGACGGCAGCGGAAGUUGGGACGACCUCGACGAGCAGCAGGUGAUGCUCAGCCUCUCCGAGGAGGAAGCGCGAGCCGUUGUCGGCGGUGACGCUGGUGCAACCCUCAGCAGCACGCCCUCUCUCGAAGCGGCGCUGAGCAGCGCGGUGCGGCGGAACGAGCUCACGGCGUUCGCGAACGCCCCGCGAUACGACCGGCUG
Messenger RNA from Emiliania huxleyi CCMP1516, 504 nucleotides. RefSeq lists its product as hypothetical. The transcript has a single exon. The annotation marks the transcript as partial. The record is from RefSeq and is a predicted model, not a curated record. Lineage: Eukaryota; Haptophyta; Isochrysidales; Noelaerhabdaceae.